AGUACGAGGUGGGAGUAGGAAGUUUUGGGUUGGUCUAACUUGGAAAGGUCAAGGGUCAGUGCGGAGUUUCUGUUGGUGAUGAUGAAGCAGACGAUUCAGAUUUUCGCUAGAGUGAAGCCCCCUGAGCGGAAGCAGCAGCAAGGGAUUUAUUCUAUAGAUGAAGAUGAGAAAGCAGCACCUAGCUUGGAAAUUCUCUUACCCCGAGAUCUGGCAGAUGGAUUUGUGAACAACAAGCGGGAAAGCUACAAGUUUAAAUUUCAAAGGAUUUUUGACCAAGAUGCAAAGCAAGACAUCAUUUUCGAAAUCAUUGCCAAACCAGUCGCCCAGAGUGUCUUGGCAGGCUACAAUGGUACCAUCUUCGCAUAUGGGCAGACAGGCAGUGGCAAGACCUUCACCAUCACAGGUGGGGCUGAGCGCUACAGCGACCGAGGCAUCAUCCCAAGGACUCUGUCUUAUAUUUUUGAGCAGUUGCAAAAGGACAGCAGCAAGAUAUACACAACACACAUUUCUUACUUGGAAAUCUACAAUGAAUGUGGCUACGACCUGCUGGAUCCAAGACAUGAGGCCUCCAAACUGGAAGAUCUGCCGAAAGUGACAAUAUUGGAGGACCCUGAUCAGCACAUUCACCUGAAAAACCUGUCUCUUCACCAGGCAACAACCGAGGAGGAAGCUUUGAACUUGCUCUUCUUGGGGGACACCAACAGGAUGAUUGCGGAGACUCCUAUGAACCAAGCUUCAACCCGAUCACACUGUAUUUUCACUGUUCACUUGACCAGCAAGGAGCCGGGAUCUGCCACUCUCCGACGCGCGAAGCUCCAUUUGGUUGACCUGGCAGGGUCAGAGCGUGUUGCGAAGACUGGAGUGGGGGGCCUGCUCCUGACAGAGGCCAAGUACAUUAACCUGUCGCUGCACUACCUGGAGCAGGUCAUCAUCGCCCUUUCUGAAAAGCGCCGCACACACAUCCCUUACAGGAACUCCUUGAUGACCAGCGUGCUCAGAGACAGCCUGGGAGGGAACUGUGUGACCACUAUGAUCGCCACUCUCUCACUAGAGAAGAGGAACAUCGAUGAGUCCAUCUCUACCUGCAGAUUCGCUCAGCGAGUGGCCCUCAUCAAAAAUGAAGCCGUCCUCAAUGAAGAAAUUGACCCCAAACUGAUGAUUACCCGCUUGCAGAAGGAGAUUGCUGAUCUGAAGGCUGAGCUGGCCAUGGCCACUGGGGAGUGGAGGACCGAGGCCCUCACGGAAGAAGAGCUCCACCAGCUGGAAAAACUGAUAGCAUCCUUUUUGGAAGACCAAGAUCCAGAGAGUAGACUGGAAGUUGGCGCCGAUAUGCGUAAAAUCCAUCACUGUUUUCAUCAUUUUAAGAAGCUGUUGAAUGACAAGGACAGCAUGAAGAAUACAGUCUCCUCCACAACCACACACCAAGCAUGCCAAGAGCCAUUGAAGGAUGAAGAACAUACAAAGCUCCGAGACCUGCUCAAGCAGAGGGACAAUGAAAUCAAUAUCCUGGUCAACAUGUUAAAAAAGGAAAAGAAGAAAACUCAGGAUGCUCUCCUCUUAUCGUACAUGGAGAAGAGUGACGCUAGGUUGCCCCGGAACUCACCCUUCAUUCCUGGGAGCCCAGCAGCUCAGAGCACCUCAGUGCCCUCAGCCCCGAGCCAGGCCCAGGACCUCAGCAUCUGCAGGCACAGAUCCAGUUUGCUCCACAGAAAAACAGGGAUGAGAGAGGAGAUGUCACUGGGACGCCAGGAGGCUUUUGAAAUUUUCAAGAGGGACCAUGCAGACAGUGUCACCAUCGAUGACAACAGACAGAUUCUCAAGCAGAGAUUUUCUGAAGCAAAGGCUCUGGGAGAAAGUAUAAAUCAAACGAGAAGUAAAAUUGGUCAGCUGAAGGAUGCCAUCACCCAGCGGCACCUGCAGCAAGUAGCUCUUGGAAUCUCAGAGAAUAUGGCCCCACCCUCCAUACCUGACCUCCAGGAAGAGAAACUGCGAUCACAGCUGGAAGAGGAAAAGACCAGGUACAAAACAACAUUCAUGCGCCUGAAAGCCUUGAAGGUGGAGAUUGAGCACCUGCAGCUGCUCAUGGAUAAAGCCAAGGUGAAGCUGCAGAAAGAGUUCGAAGUCUGGUGGGCUGAGGAGGCCACCAAUCUGCAGGUAAACUCCCCGGCCACGAAUCCCCAGGAACACCUGAAGCCGGUUCCCCAGCAGGACCAGCCACAGAUUCUCCUCAGGAAAAGUUCUCAAGGCCGGGAAGCUAAAGAUGGAGUUAGCAGUCUGGAUAUCUGCUACGACAGGGAUGCCAGAAGAAUCCUCCCCUCCCCAUGCCCCAGUCAGCACAGCCAAGAGCCCAGUAGCUCCAGGACCCAGCUGCAAGACAGCAUCUCCGAAAGGCCGAUGUCAUCCAUCCCUCUCACUGGAGACAGCCAGACAGAUUCUGACAUCCUGGCAUUCAUCAAGGCCAGGCAGAACGUUCUGCAGAAGAAAUGCCUGGGAAGCAACUGACUUUCUGAUGGAGUCCAAGCCUGCCCUGCAGACAGAGUGACUGAUGUGAAGAUAAAGACCCUGCCCCUCACUAGUGACCUCGGAUAUGACAUAAAGCCACCCCAGAGCAGCUGGCAAAUUUGAGGCCAAAGGAGGAGAGCUGUCCUUCUUUGAGGAUGGUGUCUCGGAGAGCCCCAGAGAGGACUUGUAGGGUUGUUGGAAGGGUGGUAGUGCCAAGAAGCUGGGGGCAAGGCUGGGUUGCUGUUGACCCUAGCGAUGGUGAAAUGCACCAUCAUAAUGUACAGGUAGGGGACAUUCCAGGUGGUGCUACACAGGAGGAUAAUAAUCCAUUAUUCAUAAAUAUUUGGCAGGAAUGGCAUGGCAGGCCAGGCAGGACUUCGGAGAGCCAGAUGAGACAGUAGAAUGUAGGGGACCUCAAGGGCUAGUGUCCCAGCCCAGACCCUCCACCAUCACCCACUUGUCCUGUCUCCAGGGAGCUAUGAAUCCUUGCAUUCUGAGCACCUCACAGUAAGUACCAGACAACAGUGGGACGCUCCCCAGAGCUCUACAGGCAUCAGUACCCUGAGCCAUUACCCCACCAAGCUGUGUGGAACUGUACAAAAUUAAGGAGAACACAGCUGCUCGGUGGCUGUGCCUCGGUGACACUCUCAUCAUUCCAGAACCUGGCUCUGUGACGUGGACUAAGCGGACAUGAAAGGGAGGGAAAAUGGCCAGCAGAAGCCCAUGUUGUGUUCCCAGCCCAGCUAGAGCUGGGAGGGCAAUGGAGGGGCAGAAAUCGGUGCUCAGAGAUGACGACAGCUGAAUCAAAACACCUGCUCCUGCUCCAGCUCCUGCUUUGUCUGUUCUUAAACGCAGUAACUCGUGAUCCCGGGAAGUGGACAAGAAGACACAGCAGCAUGGACUUGUUUGGGUCGAUGUCGGCUUUUUGACUUUUUUUUUGGCGUCUUGAAGCUAGGCAGGCCGGCAGCCUUCUUCUUUGUCGCAGCCUGGCUUAUGUCAUUGGGAGCCAGAGGCAGGAGCAGGCCAGCCUUGCCUUCCCACGAACUUUAAGAUGGAAAGUGCCGUGACCAGAGCCUCCUGUCUGGGUCCUCUCAGUGAGCCUCCUGCUGGGUCCUCUCUGUGACCCAGGCACAGAGCCAGUCUCAUUAAACUCCUCCAUUGAUGAGUGAGCGGCAGAGCUGCAACCCAAGCUUAGGCUGGGGUCACCCUACUUCCUUAUGCUUCAGUGGUUUAGCCCCAUGGGGUGGGGCCACUCCUUCCCACCCUACUUCAUCCAGGUAAAGCCUGGCAUAUGAGGUAAGACCAAACAGGGGUUCUUCAUGAGUCUACAGCACGGGAAUACAGUCCCACAAAUGCACACUCUGGAUCCUGGAGGUAACAUGGACCCUGCCAGAGCCCCUCGUGAUUGGCAUCAGUGAUCCUGGAACACCUUGCUGUGGUCCAUCUUCUAGAGCUUGCUAAGGUCUGUUGAGUUUCGCUCUCCUUCUGAGGUGUUACCUCCUGGAUUCAAAGGCUUUAUUGGGUGAAAUGUGUGGUACAGCCUCACAGGGGGUACGAAACAGUCACACAGCCUGGAGAGGGAAUAAGAAAGAGAGGAACACACCGGCCAGGGAGCCCCAGGUCUACGGGGCAUUGGCAAUCAACCUUGAGGGAGCCUCCUUAAAAUCCACCUUAAAUUUCAGUGGAUGCUGAGGCUUUGGUAUGGACCCACACUGGACUACAGUAUAACUUCCCCCAAAGAGUCUCUGCAAGUGGGAGGGGGGGAUGAAAGCUUAAGAGGUUAAAUUGACUUAAUCCUGUUUACAAUAUUCAAGCAGAAAGCUCUUGGAUUAAAGGUGUGUGCUCUGGCUGAGCCAUUCCACAGCUAGAAGCAAGGUUUUUUUUACAGUAAACAAUGCAAUCCUGGGGUUCACAGUGUGAUCAAAUGUCCUGCAACAAUUCUUUAACCUCCACAUGCUGCACUCUGCGGCAUGCAUGCCCCCACACCGUAUGCAUUGCAUCACACACAUAGUAACAUUAAUUAUAUAAAAAAUUUAAAAGGAAAAUAAUGGGGACUUUAAAAGGGGGGAUUGUCGAGGUCAGAUGGAGACACUGGGGUACUAAAUAGCGGGUGUCAGGUCUUCUCCACCUUUAAUAGAGUUCACAUCCAGAACUUUGCCGUGGGCUCGCCAUGAAGCUCCACGCUGGUCUCCACGCUGGUUUGCUUUGUUCUCCUUCUGUUCCAGGAGAUGGGCUACAGUGGCAGCAGCUAUCAAGUACAUCUCAAGAUGUCACAGGAGCGAAAGGAGCAAGCCUAACCACGCAGCCACAGAUCCAGCCUUCGCCUGUGUCUCAAAGUUGAUCCCAGAGCUCAGCCCACAUUUAAGGUGCAGGGGGACUACUCACCCUGGGGGUGUCCGUGGCAAAGCUUUGGAUAUAAAUUCUGUUUAAGGUGGAGAAGAUGUUAGGUGAUCAUCUAGAAACUUCACCCCUCUGACCAGUGUUCAUGGGGCUGGAAAGUAGUCUACCUGCUACCAGAGGAGAAAGGUAACCAUCAGUAUCACCUGGCUGUGAACACUGGGAGCUACAACACUAUGUGCCUUCUAGACUUACUAGUGCAGUAGGGCACAGAUAUUUUGACUGGGUUUAAGGCCCACUCCAGGAAAUGGACCCAUACUUGACACUGCUCAAUUGGCAUGAACUAAGACAGUAGGAGAAGACUUACAGCUACCAUCCUGCUAAAGGAACAUAGCGAUAAAAUGCCUGCCAGUGACAGCCUGCUAUGCACAUAGUUCAGUGUCUUGCUCAGCCUACAUCAGAAAAUCUGCCUAAGACAGACUGGACACAGCGACCCAACAUCGGACAGUGUGUAGUGAGGAAGAAACUCGGAGCUCUCAGUUCUUUUGUUGUUGUUGUUGUUUGUUUUGUUUUUGGGUUUUUUG
This is a messenger RNA of Microtus ochrogaster (prairie vole), 5423 nucleotides long. It is a transcript of the gene Kif6, whose product is annotated as kinesin family member 6. Gene Ontology annotation, molecular function: microtubule motor activity; microtubule binding; ATP binding. The record is from RefSeq and is a predicted model, not a curated record. NCBI's taxonomy places the organism in Eukaryota, Metazoa, Chordata, Mammalia, Rodentia, Cricetidae. Gene Ontology annotation, biological process: microtubule-based movement.